GCUCGGGGAAGUUGCUGAAGUUGGAGGGAGCGAGGGCUGAGCCUGGCAAGGGCUUGCUUGGGCGGCCGGGCCUCGCUGGGUGUCUUCGGGGGUUCUCCUUUCGGCUCGGGCGGUGCAUGAUGGAAGCAGCAUGGCCACUCAUUUUUCCCUGACCCAGCUGUCAAGUGCAAAUCCAGUAUAUGAAAAAUAUUAUCAUCAGGUUGAUCCUAGUAAUUCUGGAAGAGUGUUGGCUUCUGAUGCAGCUGUCUUUUUGAAAAAAUCAGGACUAGCAGAUUUGAUACUUGGGAAGGUUUGGGAUCUUGCUGAUACAGAUGGCAAAGGUAUCUUAAACAAACAGGAAUUUUUUGUGGCUUUAAGACUUGUAGCCUGUGCACAGAAUGGAUUGGAUGUUUCGCUGAGUAGUCUUAACCUGCCUGUUCCUCCACCUAGAUUUAAUGAUUCCACAAGUCCAUUAUUAUGUGGGGGAGCUCCACCUGAUAUCCCUUGGGCUGUUAAGAUAGAAGACAAGGCCAAGUAUGAUGCCAUUUUUGACAGCCUGAAUCCAGUUAAUGGAUUAUUGUCCGGUGAUAAAGUGAAACCUGUUCUCUUAAACUCCAAACUACCAGUUGAUGUCUUGGGAAGGGUUUGGGAGUUAAGUGAUAUUGAUCACGAUGGAAUGUUGGAUCGGGAUGAAUUUGCUGUUGCCAUGUUCUUGGUAUACUGCGCUCUUGAGAAGGAACCUGUGCCAAUGUCCUUACCUCCAGCGUUGGUGCCACCAUCUAAAAGAAAAGGUAUCAGCAUUCCAGGUGUUGGGCAGUCAGUGCCACCUUCAACACCCAACAAAGAGGGUAAUCAGUCCAUGUUACCUGUCAGCCUGUUACCAUCCACAUCAUCAGUAACACAGUGGGUUGUAUCACCUGCAGACAGGAUAAAAUAUCAUGAAAUCUUCCUGAAAACAGACAUGGACAUGGAUGGCUUUGUCUCUGGGGUGGAAGCUAGAGAAUUAUUCUUGAAAACUGGUUUGCCUUCAGCUCUACUUGCACACAUCUGGGCUCUUUGUGACACAAAGGAUUGUGGGAAGCUUUCCAAGGAACAAUUUGCUUUGGCCUUCCAUUUAAUCAAUCAGAAGCUGACAAAGGGCAUUGAUCCUCCUCAGGUGCUAACUACAGACAUGAUUCCUCCAUCAGAGAGAACUGCUUCACAAAAUAAUUUACCACGGCCAAAUUCUAUAGCAGAUUUUUCCGCAAUCAAAGAGUUAGAUUCCUUAAGCAAUGAAAUAAUUGACCUUCAAAGGGAAAAGAACAAUGUGGAGCAAGACCUGAAGGAAAAAGGAGAGACAAUCAACCAGAGGGCAAACGAGGUCCAGGAUCUUCAAGAUGAAGUAAGGAGGGAGAGCAAUAACUUGCAGAACCUUUUGACUCAGAAGCAGGAGGCAGAAGAAAUCCUGAAUGGGCUAGAUGAGGAGAAAGCCAAGUUGGAAGAGCAGCUUAGUAUGAUACGGCAGAAAUGUACAGAAGAAGUUGAUCUAAUUACAUCUCUCAAAAAAGAAAUAGGAGAGCAGGAAUCCAAAAUCUCUGGGUAUAAGGAUGAUUUGAGUAAAGCCCAAGAAGAGCUCGGCAGGCUACAGAAAGAAGCUUCAGAGUUAGAGAAAAAUGUGGAGGAAGGAAAAUUGCAAUUAGAACCUAUUCAGCAGGAUCUUCAAGACUCCCAACAAGAAAUUACUUCAGUGCAAGAAAAAUUGCUGGAGCUCAAAGAUUUGGAAAACAGCCAGUUUAACUGGGAAGUUCAGCCACAUGGCAUAUUAAUUAAUGGGAAUGCUGAUCACUCUAGCCUCAGCAACAGCAGCAGUGAAACUGUUAACCUAAAUGAGAAUGCAGAAAGAGAAAAUUCAGCAGAUUCUGAACAAGUAAAUUAUGUGAGUGGUGCUAGAAAAAGUCCUGAAGCGACACAUGAAGAUACAGAAGAGGAAAAAGAGGAACUGCCAUCGGAUGUUACCAAAAAAGAAGAUCUAGUAAAUGAAGAUUCUCAUCAACUCCCUGAUCAGACAACAGAAGCCAACUUGGACUUUUUUGAGUCUGAUCCCUUCGUUGGUAAUGAUCCUUUCAAGGAUGAUCCAUUUGGCAAGAUAGAUCCUUUUGGUAGUGAUCCAUUUAAAGGUUCAGAUCCUUUUGCUGCUGAUAACUUUUUUAAGCAGUCAUCCUCAGAUCCCUUUGGGAAUAUCGAUCCCUUCAGUGCAACCAGCAACAACAAUUCCACAACAGAAACACUGAAACAAAAUGAUCCUUUUGCUCCUGGUGGAACUGCUGUGACUGCAUCAAGUGAUCCAGCUACAGAUCCCUUUGCAUCUUUGUUUGGAAACGAAUCAUUUAGCUGUGACUUUGCUGAUUUCAGCACUUUGUCAAAGACGAACAAUGAGGAUCCUUUUAGUUCAUCUGCAACAAGUACCAUUAACAAUAUAAUUAUAACAAAAAAUUUGUUUGAGGAACCUCCAGUCAAAAAUGAAGAUAUUCCUCCUGCUUUGCCUCCUAAAACUGGAACACCUACCAGACCUUGUCCUCCCCCACCUGGAAAAAGGCCUGUCCACAAAUUGGAGUCUUCAGAAUCUUUUAAAUUGAAUGAUCCUUUCCAUCCUUUCCCAAGUUCCGAUGGUUGCAAAGGGCAGGAAGCUGACCCAUUUGCUCCUAGUGGAGUGGGCAAAGAGAUGGAUUCCAGUAAUUUUGCUAAUUUCAAUACUUAUCCUACUGAAGAAGAUAUGAUUGAAUGGGCAAAAAGAGAAAGUGAGAGAGAGGAGAAAGAGCGACUAGCAAGAUUGAAGCAGCAAGAGCAAGAAGAUUUAGAACUAGCAAUUGCACUCAGUAAAUCUGAAAUAGCAGAAGCGUGAAGUGUUGCUUCAAAUAUUUCUCCUUUUCCCUGGAUAUCUAAGCUAUACGUAAAGUAAAUCAAGUUACAUAUGAAUGGGAAAGUCAAAAGGCUUUAAAUCCUGCAAAUGUGAUUUUUUUGAGCAACUAUCUUAUUUGUAACUUUUUCAUAUCCAUUAUUUUCAUUUGGUAAUUGUUUAAUAUAGCAAUUUUCCAUUUGUACUUACCUUGGAAUUCUUCUGUACUGUACACUAUUACACCAAAGUAGCUUAUUUUAACAUCAAAAAAAGAAAACCCUGACAACUCUACAUAUUAAAAAUUAGAACACCAAUGCACAACAAUAUAUUGUGGACGAUUUCAAAGGACAAAUACGUUUCAUGCAAAGUACUUUUUUCUAUGUGUAAUAUAUUCUUUGCAGUGUGAAAAUCUUUAAAAAUGCAGGUGUGAGUAACUGUGUGAAGUGAACACAUUUGUCCUUUAAAGAUAGCUAGGUCACAUAUAAGAGAUUUAUGUGCUAAAAUAUUCUUAGAUGGCAUGUUUUAUGUCUUUUCAGAAGGGUCCUAUUUGCAAUUCCUAUAAUACUGAAUUAUUUUAGUUCUUCCAGGUGGCCUGCAUUUGGCCUGUAAGUAAAACUGGUGAUAUAGUUAAUCAAAUUAUAGUUAUUUAAAAAGAAAAAUCUAGCUUGCAAAUAUUCAGGUAAUUAAAAAUUCUGAUAAUCCUGCUUUGUAUUGAAAUAUUCAUGUCUGGCAAUACAGUAUUAAAAUUUAUAUUUUAUGUUUUACAGAUACAGCAUUUCAUAUUUAAUAUAUGAAAUGCUUUAUGCUUCUUGUUUUUUUUUUACUGGAAGCUCCAAUAGUGGACUGGAUAUCUAAUAGAAAGUAUAUUUUUCCCCUCCAUUAACUGCCUUUUUACCUGUCCAUUAAAAAUCUAAAAAAACUUAGAAGUUUUCCAGGGAGAUCAUAAAAUUAGACUGGCCAAAUUCACUGUCAGGAAUUCUGAUGCUAAUUGAGCCAGCUUCUUUUGUGAAAUACACAAAAAAAUGGCGAUUUGACAGCUGAAUAUGAAAUAAGGUAGGAAGGAGACUGCACAAAAAAACAACUUACAACAGUCAGUUACUGUUGUAUAUAAUUUAUUGAAUGCCAACUGAUGGUUGCACCUUAAAUUAAAUACCCUUAUGUGGUCACCGAGUCAAAAUAAGAUUGAAUGUUAAAGAAAAUAAGUUAUUUCCUAUUCUGUAUAAUAUGUUACAUAGUGCAGAGUGUUGAAUUCAUUCCAGUUAUCUUCCUUUUUACUCUGAAAUGCUUAGUUAGGCUGCAGGCCUACAAAAUAGGUGGUCCUGUGUCAUCACCACCCCACCCCAAUGCAUGAUAUGGUAUUUAUGAUUGAAUUGGAUUUUUUUUCUUCUGCUGCAAAGGAUUCCAUAAUUGCCACUGUCAGGAUAAGGUAUUUCCAUUUACCUGUGGAUGCUGCUGUCAAGAAUCUUUUGAAGAAAGUAGUGUUUCCUCAUUUUUUAAAUAUUAGUUUGGAUAAACUUUCUCUUUUGCACUGAGAAAUGAGAAUUUAAACACCUAAUAAACAAAAUAAAACCUCUUGCCAAGUAUUAAUAACCUUAAUUUUCUCAUGGACUUUCAUGGCAUUAAUCAUACAAAUUGUGUGGUUAACUGCAUUUCUUAUUUUUAAAUGUUUACUUGGUGGACCAAUACAUUAUCUGUGUCACCCAUAUUCAUAUAUACAUGUACGUGUAUAUGUACACAAACAUUAAUUCAUUCAGGCAUAGGAUUAAAAGUUCUGAGUCACCUGAUGUGACAUUUUAUGUUACUGAUAGAUCACAGAACUUUUACUCAAAGUAUCUCAAUAAACCACUGCUAUGUCAGCUUUGAUGGCAUUACUACUAAAGUUCUAAAAGGCUUGUAAGAACUUUUUCAGGUGGGGUUAACCUCUAUUUAUAGACUUUGUUUAAAAAUUCUAAAUACAGCCUGUAAUUAUGAAUUAAACUGUUUAAGUAU
Messenger RNA from Protobothrops mucrosquamatus (brown spotted pit viper), 4843 nucleotides. RefSeq names its product epidermal growth factor receptor pathway substrate 15 (gene EPS15). The record is from RefSeq and is a predicted model, not a curated record. Gene Ontology annotation, cellular component: plasma membrane; cytoplasm; clathrin coat of coated pit. Gene Ontology annotation, molecular function: calcium ion binding; cadherin binding. The transcript has 25 exons. Bases 131 to 2860 code for a protein of 909 amino acids. Gene Ontology annotation, biological process: endosomal transport; endocytosis. Lineage: Eukaryota; Metazoa; Chordata; Lepidosauria; Squamata; Viperidae.